AAGGGGAAAAAAAAAAAAGCAACCAACCCAGCAAACCACCCAACCCAACAUUUCUUUUUUUUUCAUGGAGAGCAAAAACCCCAGGCAAGCGGAGGAGGACCGGGACUCCUUUGCGCGGAGACCUUUGCAUCAAAAUGCUGAUAGUCGAAAAAACGACUGACUACCCUUCGGCUGAGUACUCCCUGGUGGAGGAUGUAGCCCUCCACUUCACGUGUUUGAUGGACAGACUGAACGAGCAGCGCCUCUUUCAGCCGGACCUGUGCGACGUGGACAUCGUGCUGGUGCAGCACAAGAGCAUCUUCCCGGCGCAUAAGGGAGUCCUGGCGGCCUACAGCCAAUUCUUCCACUCCCUCUUCACCCAAAACAAGCAGCUGCAGCGUGUGGAGCUCUCUCUGGAGGCCCUCACCUCGCAGGGCCUCCAGCAGAUCCUCAACUUCAUCUACACCUCCAAGCUCCUCGUCAACUCCUGCAAUGUGCAGGACGUGCUGAACGCGGCCGCCGUGCUGCAGAUGAACAACAUUGCCUCCUCCUGCCAGGACCUCCUCGACACCCGCUCGCUCAGCCUGGCUGCCGACAUGGCCCUGCCUGCCGAGGGCUGCGCCGGACCCCCACCCUACUACUGCGAGAUCAAGCAGGAGGUGGAUGUCCCCCAUCCCAAGAUCUACGCCCGGGAGGGCAACGACCCCUACUCGGUGCGGGUGGAGGAUGGAGCAGGUGGUGGGACGCUCCCCGCUGGUCCAGCCAAGCAGUACUACAAGGAGGAGAAGGAUAGUGGUCCAGGCGCUGUCUGUAAGAUGGAGGGCGAGGAGUCCGAGGAGGACCUGGACAGCCAGGGCUCAUACAACCGAGAGCAGAUCAUCGUGGAGGUGAACCUCAACAACCAGACCCUCAACGUCUCCAAGGGCAUGGAGGGGAAGGCAGCCGCCAGCGAGGCGGCCGUGAUGGGGAGGCCUGACGGUGAUGGGCGUGACACGGAGGAGGAUGGGGAGGGGGAGAACGAGGAAGGAGAGGAGGAGGAGGAAGAGGAGGAGGAUGCGGAGGUGGGUGAGGAGGAAGAGGAGGAGCACAGCGAGGAGGAAGACUUGGAGGAGACAACGGAAGAAGAGGACGAUGACGACGACGAUGAAGACACGUCGGAGGUGAAAAGGGAAAAGGGUGGGCAGCCCCGCAGAGGCAGCCGGGCGUCCAAAGCCACCAAACCUGCCGUGGCAACCAGGUCCCAGGAGAUGGCCAAGGUGGAAGAGGAGGAGGAGGAGGAAGAGGAAGGCCAGCGAGGGAGGAAGAGGAAAAAGGAACAGGACGGUUUGGGCCAGAAGGUGAAGCUGGAGGAGAAGCAGCACUACCCAUGCAAGAAGUGCCCCCGGGUCUUCAACAACCGCUGGUACCUGGAGAAGCACAUGAACGUCACGCACAGCCGCAUGCAGAUCUGCGACAAGUGUGGCAAACGCUUCCUGCUCGAGAGCGAGCUGCUGCUGCACCACCAGACCGACUGCGAGAAGAACAUCCAGUGUGUGACGUGCGGAAAGGGGUUCAAGAAGCUCUGGUCCCUCCACGAGCACAACAAGAUUGUCCAUGGCUACGCCGAGAAGAAGUUCUCCUGCGAGAUCUGCGAGAAGAAGUUCUACACCAUGGCCCACGUGCGGAAACACAUGGUUGCUCACACCAAGGACAUGCCGUUUACAUGCGAGACCUGCGGGAAGUCCUUCAAGCGCAGCAUGUCCCUCAAGGUCCAUUCCCUCCAGCACUCUGGGGAAAAGCCUUUUAAAUGCGAGAACUGCAACGAGCGCUUCCAGUACAAGUACCAGCUGCGCUCCCACAUGAGCAUCCACAUCGGCCACAAGCAGUUCAUGUGCCAGUGGUGCGGCAAGGACUUCAACAUGAAGCAGUACUUCGAUGAGCACAUGAAGACGCACACGGGCGAGAAGCCCUACAUCUGCGAGAUCUGCGGGAAGAGCUUCACCAGCCGCCCCAACAUGAAGCGGCAUCGCCGGACCCACACAGGCGAGAAGCCGUACCCCUGCGACGUCUGCGGCCAACGCUUCCGCUUCUCCAACAUGCUCAAAGCCCACAAGGAGAAAUGUUUCCGCGUCAGCAACCCCUUGGCUUUGGACACAGCCGCCCCCCAACCCACUGCCAGCCCGGCCCCGCUGCCCCCCGGCCCCGGUGUCUCCCCCCUGCCCCUGCCGCUGCUUCAUCCCCUUCCACAGACCCUCCCUCCUCCUCCUCACCUACCACCACCCCCUCCCCUCUUUCCCGCGGGGAGGAUAAAUUCGAACAACAACUAGGUGCCCCCCACCCCGGCCAUGCGCCCGCACGGACUGCUCGGCCCUUCGGGAACGCCUCCCCCUGGGGAGCCAAGGCUUUGCUUGCUCUCUACCCCCCUUCCUCCUCGUUUUGGGGUUGUUUUGGGUUUGUUUUUUUUUUUUUCCUUUGUCUCACCUGUCAUUCUCCGUGGAGAGGGGGAGCAGGAGGAAGCCCCACCCUGAGGAGCAUGGGUGUUAGGGGGGGAACCGCCGUCCGUCCGUAAGGGUGUAGGUAAAAGGCGUCGCUCUCCGUUUCAUCUUCCCACGCACUGGCUUCAUCUUCGUGCCGGCAUGCUGGCAGGGCUCGGAGGAGCAGGAUGCCGCACCAUGUGGGGUUGAGCUCGCCGGCAUUGCGUGCCUGCUCGCUAGCCGAAUGAACGCCUGCCGGCGCUUCAAUAUUUAUAAUAAGCUGAAACCUAGCUAGUGGUGCUUGAAUCCCUGUACUGUAAAGCUGGUCUUUCAAUUCAGGCUCUUUUCCCAAGAGGUUGAGAGGUGGGCACCACAGAGGAGCCCCCGCUGGCCCCGUCUGCCGGCCCUGGUGGCCCAUGGCGAGCGAGCAGAUGCCCCCACUGGAAAGCCGUCUGCCCGCUUUCGUUAGCAACCCUUGCCACGUCUUCCUUCCCCUUGACAGGUUUUCCUUCUUGAUAGGCGAAAGCACAAACACCGGCGUUGCAUCUCGGGGCAUCGGCAGCUUGCUGCCGAUUCACUUUUGGGGUGCCCUAAGGGAGCCGGGCUCUGGU
Gymnogyps californianus (California condor) is the source of this 3043-nucleotide messenger RNA. It is a transcript of the gene ZBTB47, whose product is annotated as zinc finger and BTB domain containing 47. Gene Ontology annotation, cellular component: nucleus. Gene Ontology annotation, biological process: regulation of transcription by RNA polymerase II. Gene Ontology annotation, molecular function: RNA polymerase II cis-regulatory region sequence-specific DNA binding; protein binding; DNA-binding transcription factor activity, RNA polymerase II-specific. The coding region runs from base 135 to 2285 and encodes 716 amino acids. The record is from RefSeq and is a predicted model, not a curated record. Lineage: Eukaryota; Metazoa; Chordata; Aves; Accipitriformes; Cathartidae. The transcript has 6 exons.